AAGGCGCUUUAUUGACAUUCUGCAUUGAAUUUGCUGUAACAGUAGAACAAAGUAUGAUAGUCUCUUUAGUAAACCUUGACCCAGCUAAAAAUAUAUUUUAAGAAACAACUCCUUUAUGCUGGGUUUAGCUCGUAAAUGCUUUCUGUACAGAAUAAGUUAUUUCCUCCUUUCUACAUGCGUCUCGGGACUGGCGCUGCUGACUGCGCGUGGAAUCUUACAUCGCGUUUGUUGGGUGUGAACCGCUAUGACUGGUGACCCAGGCAAGGAGGCAGAAGCCAGGUAGGAUCGUCUGUCACCCAGUUAACCGCGCGUGCCUUCCACAAGUGGAGACCCCUGCUCGACCCCACAGCACCAGAUUGGAGAAGAGGACUACAUAUCCCAGAAGUCCCUGAGCAGCAGACUUCCCAGGACGUCUCUAGGCAGCAUCCACAGGCUGGAGACCAUGCAGUGCAGGAUUGCCCUGUUAGAUGGCUCCGACUAUACCUGCACAGUGGAGAAAAAGGCCAAAGGUCAGGUCCUGUUUGAUAAAGUGUGUGACCACCUCAACCUUCUGGAGAAGGACUACUUCGGCCUCACCUACCGCGAUGCAGAAAACCAGAAGAACUGGAUGGACCCUGCCAAGGAACUGAAGAAGCAGAUCAGGGCUGGCCCAUGGAACUUUGGGUUUAAUGUGAAGUUCUAUCCUCCUGAUCCCGCCCAGCUCUGUGAGGACAUCACUAGGUACAAUCUGUGCCUGCAGCUCCGAGACGACGUGGUGUCCGGGCGGCUUCCCUGCUCCUUUGCCACGCACUCCCUCCUGGGCUCCCUGGUGGCCCAGUCCGAGCUGGGCGACCACGAUCCCGAGCUGUGCGCCGACUACGUCGGUGACCUUCGCCUCGCCCCCAACCAGACCAGAGAGCUGGAGGAGAAAGUCACGGACCUGCACCGCAACUACAAAGGAAUGACUCCUGCUGAGGCAGAGAUGCUGUUUCUGGAAAAUGCCAAAAAGCUGUCCAUGUAUGGAGUAGAUCUGCAUCAUGCCAAGUUGGUAGGGAGACUCUCUGAAAGCUUAGCAGCAGCUAAAGAAGAGGACUCGGAGGGUGUGGAGAUCAUGCUGGGUGUGUGCGCCAGUGGUCUGCUCAUCUACAGAGACCGACUGCGCAUCAACCGCUUUGCCUGGCCCAAAAUCCUCAAGAUAUCCUACAAGAGGAACAACUUCUACAUCAAGAUCCGGCCCGGAGAGCUUGAGCAGUUUGAGAGCACAAUUGGCUUCAAGCUUCCCAACCACAAAGCAGCAAAGAGACUGUGGAAGGUCUGCGUGGAACAUCACACCUUUUUCAGGCUGGUGUCUCCUGAGGCUCCUCCUAAGAAGUUCCUGUCCCUGGGCUCCAAGUUCCGCUACAGCGGGCGGACGCAGGCCCAGACACGCCGGGCCAGCUCCCAGAUCAACCGUCCUGCCCCGCAAGUCCAACGUUUGGCCAGCAAACGGCACACGACCUCCCGUAGCCUGUCUGUGGACAUAGCUCCAACAACGGCCAACAGUGACAACCUGAUGCGGGACUCAGAACCUGCCAUUGCCACGGGUACCCUCGUCACCACGGCAACGCCGGAGAAGAUGGCGGACGGAGAGAAAGCUAUGGAGGAAGGGAGCACAGCUGCUAAAGAGACAUCCGAACCAGCUCCUCCCUCUCCCGUUGCCAAGAGUAGUUUCAUCAGAUGGAUAAAGGGAGAAAAUGUCUUUGCCAAACACAGUAAUCUCAUGUUGGAGACACAAGACGCCAAAGCAGAACCCUCUCAGGAUGUUUCGGAGGAGAAACCAGAGCUCCCUGAGUCGCAGUCCACUAAGUGCUCAUGUGACCGGCAGGGGGAGACCGUAGUCGUAGAGGAAGUGCCGGAGGAAGAGGAUGAAGCAGAGAGUGUGAAGAGACAGCCUCUGCUUUAUGAGGGUCAGGAGGAAGAGUCACGUCUUGGCGAGGCUCGGGAGGUGGGCUCACCCCUUUAUGAGGCUAGGAAGGCGGAGCAACCCUCUUACAAGGUUUGGGAGGAGGGACCGCCCUCUUCCAGGAAUCAGAGUUUGUUCCUGUAUGAGACUCAUGAUGUGCAGCGGACCCCUUCCAAGCUUCGUGAGGCGGAGUCACCCUCUUCGGGGGCCCUGGGGGCGGAGUUAUCAGCAGCCGUGACGAGGGCUGAAACACCAAGAGGUGCCAUGAGGGAGGAAGGUAGUGUCUGGGAGACCCAUCCGGCUCCCCUGUGCGGCUUGGCUGAGGAUGUGGCGGCGCUUGAAGCCGCAGUCUCGGAGCCGGCCGGCGAGAGCGACACACACCGGUCACGUACUGAAGAUGAACGCCCAGCCACGGGUCUGAGCGAAGAGCCGGGAGCCCGAGUGAGUAAGGAAGCUGGCGCAGCAGCACCCUCUGCUGGCAAACCUCAGACGUACAUCGCAGAGGUUGGGAGCAAAGACCUUUCCGCUCCGCUGGCGGUGGAAGAGAAAACAGAAGAAGAAGGGCAGGAAAACGAUGGGAAACGCCAGCUGUCUGAGGCUGCAGCAGCGAAUGAGGAGGAGAAUUCAGAGGAGAUGGGCACCGAACAGCUAGACAGGGAGAAUUGGAAGGUGCUUCGUGUUGGUCAGUCUGCUGAUUCACACACCGGUGAGCUGGAAGGAGCAAACCCAGGUACACACGGUGAGAGCAAGCUGACCGGGUUGGGGAAGAGUGCCAGUGCAGUGCGGUUUGGGUCGUCGUGUCGGGGGGGUAACCACGUGGAACAGGCUCAGGAGGAGACCGAAUGCAUUGUAUGGAAAGGGGAAGAAGAAGAUUCUGUAAGGCUGGACGGCCACGCGCCGCCGCACGCGCUGUGCGACGAAAACCAAGAGCAGGCCGAGAUCCAGUCCGGAUCAGGAGCGAAAGGUGACAGGGAAGUGGAACAGGUCCCACAGGAAGUAGGGAGGACAAAGCAGGAAACAGAGACGCUCGAGCAGUCCGAAGAGCCAGAGAAGGCCGUGGUGACCAAAGAAGUGUCCGUGAUCCACACCGAGACCAAGACCAUCACGUAUGAGUCUUCUGAGGUCGAUGCAAAUGGCGACAUGGAGCCUGGCGUCUUGAUGAGCGCACAGACCAUCACUUCAGAGAACAACAGCACCACGACCACCACGCACAUCACAAAGACGGUAAAGGGAGGCAUAUCGGAGACGAGAAUCGAAAAGAGGAUCGUCAUCACAGGAGAUGCGAACAUCGAUCACGACCAGGCUCUGGCUCAGGCCAUAAAAGAGGCUAAAGAGCAGCACCCAGACAUGUCGGUCACCAAAGUAGUGGUUCAUAAAGAGACGGAGAUCACACCUGAGGAAGGUGGCCAAUGAAGCAGGAAUAAAGCCAGUCUGCCAGAGGAGCACACCAUUUCCCCACCCACAUGGACUCCUGCGACCUCCGAGUCAUGACCCUUGACCUCAGACACAGGUAGCCCAGAGGAUCACGCCAUCCACACGCCGGCAAGGUGGAGAAGCAAUCCUUCCCAGCCCCGCCCUGCUCUACAAACCAGACUGAUAUUCCCCCCAGCGGCGACCUCUGAGGACACCCCACCAUACACAUGAUGAGGAAGUCAGAUAACGAAGAAACUUGCUGCCAUGAGCAGUAACCUCAAGAAGCAGCAGAACUAGAGAAAUAUUCUCCAAAUCACAAAUUCUUUAACUGCCUUAAAAAAAAUUAAUAAGUUUUUUAAUUGCAAAAUGUUUAAUUUAUGCAACUUCAAUUUAUUUAUAGUCCAACAGUCUAAUGUGGGAAUUGUAGACUACAUAUGAAAGGAACUUUGAAUACGUAUAUGAUCAAAUAUGUUUGUAAAUUUAAGAGCAGAGACAUAAUCAUCUGACAAACACGUUGCAAAUCACUCCAGUAUUCCAGGGAUUACUCCAGUUUUUCUUCCAGAUUAAACCUAGUGCAGGUCUCCUAAUGAUUUUCAGUGGAGAACUCCAAUCAUCAGGUCAGUUUACUUCUGAGACUAAUCUUAAUUUUCAUGUGGAAAACCAUGUCAAAAGACUGAAGGUAUUAUGGGUUUUUUUGCUCCAGGACAUCACUUAGCAUACUUGUUAGCUUGUUAGCUAAACGUGACACUUUUCUGCAAUGUUUGUACUCAGAUCAUAAUAGUGAUUGUUAUUUCCUAACUACCAAAAUAUUACUACAAACGGAAAACACUCCUGCAAUAUCUGAAGGGCUGCUUUUGGUUUCCUUGGUAACCCGCGAAGCCCAAGGUGGACCUUCCUCCUCUUCCUCCUCUUCCUGGGCUGAAGAUGCAGGAAAGAGCAGAACUGCACGUGUGGCGUGUGCUGUAGGAGGUUUAGAGGGGUUGGGAGUCGGCAGACCCUUGAGGCUUUUCAUGCUUUUUCUGUCUUCCUUCUUUUUUUUUUUUGGUAACCUUGAUAUCACCAGUCAAAGGUCAUAGUUGAAAGUGCCUCAAGCGGUUCGUCUUCCUCCCGAGACCUAGUAUUGUGAAUCCAGUAGGCAUUCUCCUGCUUCACAGUCAGCCUCAAGUACACAUACAACUACCGCAGAAAUGAAUUUGUGUGAUUUAUUUUGGUUUUAUUUUUGAAUAAACUACUUUUAAAUCAA
This is a messenger RNA of Electrophorus electricus (electric eel), 4577 nucleotides long. The record is from RefSeq and is a predicted model, not a curated record. Lineage: Eukaryota; Metazoa; Chordata; Actinopteri; Gymnotiformes; Gymnotidae.